This is a messenger RNA of Rhodamnia argentea, 2681 nucleotides long. RefSeq names its product RNA-binding protein 24. Lineage: Eukaryota; Viridiplantae; Streptophyta; Magnoliopsida; Myrtales; Myrtaceae. The transcript is spliced from 6 exons. Bases 336 to 1142 code for a protein of 268 amino acids. Gene Ontology annotation, molecular function: RNA binding. The record is from RefSeq and is a predicted model, not a curated record.
UUAUUUUCCUCCCUCCGUCUUUUGCUUUCUCUUCCCUCUCAUUUUCUCUCUCUUUCACUCUCACUCUCUCUCUCUAGAUUUCUCUCACAUCUUCUUGUUCUGAUAUCUGACCUAAUCGUCUGAUCUGGAUCGGCACCACCAAGAUCGUACCACCACCCUCCAUAUCCAAAGAGAAGAUCCCUCGAGAUCUAUUGGGGCUCUCUCUGUCGUAGAUCUGAACCCGUAGUAGUGUGUCGGCACAGCCGGAGAAGCCCCGAGUUUGUUUUUUUUUUUUUUUGCUGACGUUUUCGCGGGGGUAGCGCGCACACAGAGAUCCUUGUGGAAGAAGGAAGAAGAUGACUCCGGCGAAUUUGACAGGGCAGUUCGGGGACACCACGUACACCAAGGUGUUUGUGGGAGGGCUGGCUUGGGAGACGCAGAAGGACACCAUGAAGAAGUACUUUGAACAGUUCGGGGAGAUUCUGGAGGCCGUCGUCAUCACUGAUAAGGCCACCGGAAGGUCCAAAGGAUACGGCUUCGUGACGUUUCGAGAGCCAGAAGCUGCGAUGAGAGCGUGCGUGGAUGCGUCCCCAGUGAUAGAUGGGAGGAGAGCUAACUGCAAUCUUGCUUGCCUUGGCCUCCAAAGAUCCAAACCCUCCACGCCCAAAACCGGUGGAGGAGGGAGGAACAUGAGGGGAAUGAGCGGAUUCCAGACAGGAGGGUUUCAUGGAGGAGUGGGAGCAGCUUUUGCUUCUGCAGCAACCUUCCCCCAUUAUGCGCUCCAACAAGGCUUCCCAUAUAGUCUCUAUGCUGGGUACUCCUCCUAUUCACCAGACUACACUUACCCCACGGUCCAGAGCUACUACAGCGUGUAUGGAGGAGCUGCUGCCCAGUACCCGAUGUACGGGACCGGGCCAAGUGGGCUCAUGAAUGGCGCGGCGACGGCGUUUUACCCGUAUCUGCAUCUCGCUGGGGAAGGGAGCAGCGGAGGGUCGGGCUACAGUUCGGGCCAGAACUACGGAGUCCAGUACCCACACCACCUCUUCCACUACUCGGCCAUCAACUCGACCUCGGGCUACCCGGCGCAGCACUAUGCAGCCCCUGUGUCGCUCGCGCCCACUCCUGCUCUUCAUUCAGUGUGUUUUGCUGUGCCACAGGCGUGACGAUGGCUCUGCCUGCCCCGAUACCACAUCGCUAGACCGGACUCGUCGUCGUUUUGGUCCCAAGUCUUCUUUCCAUUUUUGCUCAGCCUUCUCUGAAGCCUCAAAGACCUUAAAGCCUAACCAUGGUUCUGUGUCUCUCUCUCUCUCUCUCUCUCUCUAUCUCUCGCUAACACUCAUGAGCCCAUGCCUUUGGCAUUCUCGGGCCAUCUCAUUCAUGCCAAGCCCUCUGUCGGGGCCAAAAAAUCACCUCCGAGAGAAUUGGAGUGUGUUUCAUGCAUCAUCAUCAUCAUCAUCAUCAUCAUCUCCUUGCAUUUUUUGUGCAAACGAGGAUUCAUCAUGACCAACUCAAAGCUAUGUUAUGGAAAUAGCCCAGAGUUGGGAGGAGAAAAAAAAAAGGCUCUUUUCUUUUUUCAAAGUCUUGGCUCUUUGGGGGAGCCUUUGACUGAUAAGAAGGUUCAUUUUAGCCCUUGGGAAAGAGGCUAAUAAGAGAAAAAGGAAAAAAGGUAAGAAACCCUUCAAAAAUGGUUAGCUAAAAUGUCUGUAAAUUUUUCACCAACCAAAAGAAAACAAAAUGGCAAGCCCAUCCUCACUUUUGGAAGUUUGACUAGUCUUAGGCUAGGCUAGGUAACUGGCUAAUCCCUCCAAAUUACUCGAAACUAAUCACCUCUCAAAAUGAAGGGUUAGUUUUAGGAAAAAAGAAAUUUAGGGCCAGGUGGGCCCCAGAUUUUGUUUGUCUUAACAUGUAGUGUCUUAAAACAUCUGUAAUUAGCACUAGGAGUUAGCCGGGCAUUUGUUAAAAUACCUCAUCAUCAAUGGUGAGUUCACACAUGAUCUAUCUACUAAUUGACCAUCAUCCCUUAGGGUAAGGGAACAUAGUCAUCUUUUGUUAUUUUUUUCUCGGAACCUUCUGUAUUUUUUUUUUCAGUAGCACUAAUGGGGGUUGAACCAUGGGAGGUCAAGCCCCAUCAAAGUAGAGACGAGUAGAAGGACUAGAUUAGGAAUUUUUCUCACCUUUUGCAUUUAGGGUUUGUAAUAACUGACCAUAACUUUGAGGUCUCCAUUAAUGGAAGAUGGAGCUCAAAGCAUUUUGCAUGCAACCCAGAUUGGGAUAUAUUUUGUUUCCCUUGGGUUCUUUCUCCUCCACUGACACCCCUUUCAAGUUUCAACCAUGGUUAGGACUUUAAGUCGUCGUCGUCAUCGUCGUCAUCCUUUCUCAUUGAAGCUCCCACCUUCCACACUCCCCACUCCCCACUCUCCCUCUUCUUUUCUCUCUUCCGUUGAUCUUCUCCAUCGCCUCAGCUCUCUCUCUCUCUCUCUCUCUCUGCAAACUUCCGUUGUUAAUUCUCUGUGGACCUUUGAUAAUGUCGUUGAUGUAUUUACGAGACUGCUUGGAUUGUAAUGUUAGCCAGCAUGCUAUGUUGGAUAUAAGUGGUUCAUCCAUCGUUCUAAGGUUGGAUGAGGAUGAAUCAGCUACUCCUUUCCUAAGUUUAUUGCCUUGAAUCGAGACUUUCAUGCGUUUUAUGUUGUUUCUUUUGUACA